CGCGUCGCAAGAUGGCGGCGGCCAUGCCCGUUCCUUUUGAGGGAGCGAGUGCGCAGCGCGGCGUCGGGCUUUGGCGAGGCCGGAGCAGCCGCGGCCGCUAGUCGUUUCCGCGCCGCCCGCUCCGGCGGCAGCAGCGGAGCCCGUCGUGGGGCUUGGCCGGCCCAGGGAAGCGGGCCCGGGCUGGGCUGGGCUGCCCGCCGCUAGCAUGGAGCCCCCCGGCGCCGUGGCCGGAGGAGGCGGAGCGGGCAGUAACGUGCCGGCCUUCCUCACCAAGCUGUGGACGCUGGUGGAGGAUCCGGACACGGACGCGCUCAUCUGCUGGAGCCCGAGUGGAAACAGCUUCCAUGUUUUCGACCAAGGCCAGUUCGCUAAGGAGGUCCUUCCCAAGUAUUUCAAACACAACAACAUGGCCAGCUUUGUGCGGCAGCUGAACAUGUACGGUUUCCGGAAAGUGGUUCACAUCGAGCAGGGGGGGCUGGUCAAGCCCGAGAAGGAUGACACGGAGUUCCAGCACCCCCACUUCCUCCGGGGCCAGGAGCAUCUCCUGGAGAACAUCAAGAGGAAAGUCACCAAC
This is a messenger RNA of Notechis scutatus (mainland tiger snake), 574 nucleotides long. NCBI's taxonomy places the organism in Eukaryota, Metazoa, Chordata, Lepidosauria, Squamata, Elapidae. The record is from RefSeq and is a predicted model, not a curated record.